This is a messenger RNA of Chiloscyllium plagiosum (whitespotted bambooshark), 4101 nucleotides long. The record is from RefSeq and is a predicted model, not a curated record. Lineage: Eukaryota; Metazoa; Chordata; Chondrichthyes; Orectolobiformes; Hemiscylliidae.
UGCUCGGUCUCUCUCUCUCUCACACACAAAUACACACACACUCUUUCCUGUUCCCUGAGCUCUGCUCACUGCAGUAACAAGACGGUUCCAGCCACAGGUGAAGACAACAGAAACAGAGAUGCUUCACAAUAAAGGGGGAAGGCUAUGGACGGACAGCUAGCAGAGAGGGACACACAGAAAGGGAUGUGAGGAACUUCCUUCUUACUGUGUGCCAACGCCAACAACUCUCCAUCCAAACACCAAGCCAUGGGAAAGGACUGCAUGGGUAAGACUCACAGGGCAGAAUUAGCACAUCAUAUAGAGGACAGCAUCAGCCUGAUGUGAAGUUUUGUAGUGCAGCCAGCACAAUCUAAGGAGGGUCAAAACUGACUAAACCUAAAUGGUUAUUUUCUUUCUGAAGGACAAGAGAAUUCCUUUCAUCUGCUGCUUACUGCCUUGAGGUAUCCAGGGCUUGGUUACAGUGUCAGGAGACAAUCAGUCAAACAAGGAGAGAUUUCUGGGACCUGUCAAAAUACAAAUACGAAAGCAAAAAGUGAAAAGUGAAGUGGUCUUCCUUCAGAAAACAUUUGAACCAGAACCUGCCUUUCUCUUCACAAUAAAGUUGAUGUCGCACUCAAUUGAAAUUGUCCAACGAGGAAGCUGAUCAGAGGCACAAUCGUUUUAAUACUCUGCACAAGAGAGGAUUUCAUUUAUAUUUUAGGUCGUCCUUUAAAAACUUCUUAAAGCCAAACAUAGUCUUUAAAGCGAAGGGACUUCCCAUUGCUCUCUAUUCCCAGAUACCCCGAGUACCCUCACUGACGCAGAGAACCGAGCCACAUGGAGCUAGGGGCUGAUGUGCCUUUCUACGGCUACUUCAGCAGGACCCCUACUGAGACAAAGGGUCCCAGCUCCCAGCCAUUCCUCCUGGAUCACCAGGAGAACCAUCUGAGGAACUGGGAAGUUGGAGAGGAUUGCCAGGCCAGAGUCAUGGGCACGGAGAAAGAAAAUGGCAUUGCCGAGAGCUUGGAGCCAAGUCCCACGAUCAGCGAGGGGUCCAUCAGGGAGCCAGCCUCCACCCUGAGGGAAGACACCUGCCCCUUGACCAUUUCAUCUGGACGGGUCACACCAAGCAAGACUGGGACAAGGGGCAGAGGGAAGUGCAGACCUCCCAAGAUAGCGCCACCUGUGGCACCAGGUUUGACUCAACAGCAGAGACCAGCAAGUCUCUGCCGCAGCCUCAGUGUGAGUGAGCAGGAGGCAAAAGACGCCAGGAUCCAAAGCCAGAAAAUUGCAGCCCAGCUGACUACUCCACCAAGUACCAACUCCAAAGGCGUCUUGCUCUUCAACAGGCGCAGGAAGAGAGUGAAUGCAUUCACCUUAACAAGUUACGGCCAGCGACAGCACUGCUGUGACCUGGAACCAGGCAGCCCUGCUGAUGGAGAGGGCCGAGACCCUGGAGACAGUCUAGCUAGGGAGCCAGGCAGAGAACUGCCCACAACGCCUGACUCCUCGGAGGACACCAGCCUCCAGCGCUGUCAGGGGAAAGCUGAGGGCCACACCAUGGAGCCCACGCUGACAGUCGGAAACCAUGAGGAGGCAGUGGACCAGAGAGGCCUGACGGGAGCAGCAGAAGACUACGGGUCUGAGGACGGGGGGCAACGGGACGAAGAGGCAGCAGAGGAGGAUGGAGGCGAGGGGGAGCCUGGGCACGAGCUGGGAUUCCAGAGCCCCACGGGGCCACAUCCAGUGGAGAUCAACCAUUCGGUGAAGCCGGCCAGGACGACAGUGGAGGUGCACUUGCAGACUCCGUGCCCGCCACGCAACCCAGACGGUGAGCAUCUACAGAGAGAGGUCAAUGGUCAAACCGGCGGAGGUCAACAUGGAGAGAGCCACAUGGCCCACAGGCCCGAAGAGAAGCGGGCACCCUUGGCCAACAGGACACCCAGGCCCUUCUCGGUGGAAGGGGGCUCUCCGAAGCCCUACAAGCCGCCGGCCGGUGUUCCUGAGAUCGCUCCGUACGGCCCGGUUUACUCCCACGCGCCGGCGGCCUCCACCAGGACAUCUUCGGCACCGCCUCCAGGGUGCAGCUCGCCGGGCCUGGAGCGGCCGCCCGCGUGGGCCCACAAGACCGGCAUCCUGGAGGAGUCGAGGGCGCGGAGGGCGGCCAGGAAGCCCAUGUUCACCUUCCACGAGAAGCCCAAGGUGGCGCCGAACCCCGAGCUCCUCUCGCUGGUGCAGGGCAUCGACGUCCAGAAGCGGAAAGGCGGCCAGGCCGAGGCGGAGGAGGACGACAGCCUGGGCCUCGGCGCGGAGGCCGCCAACUUCAACCAGAAGAAGCCGUCGCCCCCCGUGGCCCCCAAGCCUCCCGGCGGGAGGGGGCGCGGUCACGACCGCGGCGAGCCGCCGGUUCCCGAGUGGGCGUCGUGCCUCAAGCCGCCCGAGCUCCGGGCCCCGCGCGCCUCAGGCGCCAGCCAGGCCCUGGCCGAGGUCAAAGGUAAAGGGGCGGAGCUGUUCGCGCGGCGGCAGACCCGGAUGGAGAGGUACACCAUCGAGGCGCCGGUUGCCAUGGAGACCAGGCCCAGGCCGCCUUCCCCCACCAUGUCCCUGCCGCCAUCUUGGAAAUGCGGCGACCAGCCGCCCGACCGCCCGGGACCGGGCCUGGCCCUCGCCCUCGGCCGCCGCUCUCCGGUAUCCGCCUUCGCCCAGGUGGGCAAGGCGAACGGGAACCCCGGGCCUCCCCGCCGCCAGCAGAUGAGCUCCUCGCUGUUCAUCAUCACUCCGGAGAAGACCCCCCUCAGCUCGCUGCCCAGAGGGGCCCCCUCUCCGCCCCGCCUCGUCAGGCCUAACCCCGGCCAGGCCUCCUACCUCAGGCAGAGCUCGGUGCCGCUCUCCUCGUGCCCCCCGACGGCCGCCAAGCCUCCUCCUGCCGCCUCCUCCUCCUCCCGCCUCAACGGAUUCACCGAGCAGAGCCCCGCCGCGGCCGAGCCCCUAGCUCGGAGCUUCCAGCCUCCUCUUCCUCUCCCCGGCCCCAGCAGCAGCAGCAGCUCCCCGUCCCCCCGAGCCGCCAAGGAGGUGCCGCAAGCCCCGAGACCCUCCUUCUCCGCCCGGAAAGCUGGACUGGAACCCCAGGGACCAGUCUCUCCAGGAAGCUCGCUUUGGAAGGCCAGCUUCGAGCGGAGAUUGAGCAGCCCCCGGCUAUACACAGACACGUUUCGGACUCCUCCAGAGAGCCCGAGAUUGCCCUUUUCCCCAGUCAGCAGCAGCGUUAGCCCAGGAGCGGGCGGCACAACCUAUAAUAACUGGAGUCCGCUCGGUGAGCCCAAAGCCAGCCCAGGCUCUAACCCAGAUAGCCGCCGCCUUAAGGAGCUGCUGGCCAAGAAUGUGCUCAGUGCCGCUCGUCGUAAGAAGCUGUCAAGCCCCCCAGCUUCUCCCGGGGAGCUGCCCCCCAGCCCCAGGAGCCCCCACAGCCCUUGCCCCUCUCCACAGGUGCCCCUCUCACCCAGCAUGGUCUCUCCAGACACUCCAACUGUCCGCUCGCCACUCCGCCUCUAUCGCAGGUCACUCACUGAUUCGGAGUUCUCACUGGCCUCGGAUGAUUCCGGGCCCAGGUCCCCCAGUUACUACAACUUCUGUCCGCGGGGAUGGACUGGGAGCAAACUCCGACAGAGUGAGCAGUUGUAAAGUCAGACGGUGGGAGCAGAGCCAAAGUGUGUAUGUGUGAGCCCAGAUAUGUAGUUAUGUGUAUGUAGGUGUGAGCACGUGUGUGUGUGUGUGAUUGUGUCUGAGUGUAAGUGUGUGUAUAUGGUUGUGAGUGAGCACAUGUGUGUGCUUGUGCGUGUUAGUGUGCAUGUGUGGUUGAGAGUGAGCGCACAUUUGGUUGUGAGUGUGAGUGAGCGCGUGUGUAUAUGGUGAGAGUGUGAGCGUGUGUGUGGUUGUGAGUGCGCGUGUGUGUGUGGUUCUGUGAGUAAGCAUGCACAUGUGUGGUUGUGUAUGUGAAUGUGAACACGAGUAUGUGUGGUUGUGUAUGAGAAUAUGAGCCUGCGUGUGUGUGGUUGUGUAUGAGUAUGAGCAGUGUGUGUGUGGUUGUGUAUGUGAGUGAGUGUGUGUGGUUGUAUAUAUGAG